AUGGAGUGGGGAAACCAAACCAGCAUCACAGAAUUCCUCCUCCUGGGACUGUCCAACCAGAUGGAGCUGCGGCAGCUCGUCUUCAUGCUGUUUCUCUGGAUGUACCUGCUCGGGGUCCUGGGGAGCCUGCUCAUCGUCCUGGCCAUCGGCUCUGACCCGCACCUGCACAACCCCAUGUACUUCUUCCUCACCAACCUGUCCCUGGUCGACAUCUGUCUCCUGUCCACCACGGUCCCCAAGAUGCUGGUCAACAUACAGACCCACAAGAAAUCUAUAUCCUACGCUGGCUGCCUGGCCCAAACGUAUUUCAUCAUUCUGUUAGGAGGUCUGGACCACUUUCUCCUCACCGCGAUGGCAUAUGACCGCUACGUGGCCAUAUGCCACCCCCUCCACUACACCACCAUCAUGAGCCCACGACUCUGUACUCUGGUGGUUGCUGGGUCCUGGCUCGUCAGUUCCCUCCAUGCCCUGAUACACACCCUAUUGCUGACUGGAUGCUUCAGUCCUGGAAACCAAACCAGCAUCACGGAAUUCCUCCUCCUGGGACUGUCCUACCGGGCGGAGCAGCGGCAGCUCCUGUUUGUGCUGUUCCUCUGGUUGUACCUUCUCGGCGUUCUGGGGAGCCUGCUUAUCAUCCUGGCCAUCAGCUCUGACCCGCACCUGCACACCCCAAUGUACUUCUUCCUCACCAACCUCUCCCUAGCCGACAUCUGCUUCCUGUACACCACGGUCCCCAAGAUGCUGGUUAACAUUCAGACCAAUGACAAAUCCAUAUCCUACACAGGUUGCCUGGCACAAAUGUACUUCUUCAUUCUGUUUGGAGGUCUGGACCACUUUCUCCUCACUGGGAUGGCAUAG
This is a messenger RNA of Tachyglossus aculeatus (Australian echidna), 858 nucleotides long. RefSeq names its product olfactory receptor 1E1-like. Gene Ontology annotation, molecular function: olfactory receptor activity; G protein-coupled receptor activity. NCBI's taxonomy places the organism in Eukaryota, Metazoa, Chordata, Mammalia, Monotremata, Tachyglossidae. The record is from RefSeq and is a predicted model, not a curated record. Bases 1 to 858 code for a protein of 285 amino acids. Gene Ontology annotation, biological process: G protein-coupled receptor signaling pathway. Gene Ontology annotation, cellular component: membrane. The transcript is spliced from 3 exons.